Molecule: messenger RNA, 1952 nt
Organism: Spizellomyces punctatus DAOM BR117
Lineage: Eukaryota; Fungi; Chytridiomycota; Chytridiomycetes; Spizellomycetales; Spizellomycetaceae
Exons: 2
Coding region: 31-1845 (604 amino acids)
Source: RefSeq, a predicted model, not a curated record
UGCUCCCAACCUUCCAUUUUCUCGGCCAAGAUGGCACUUCACACUGACUCUCCAUCUACGUCAGCACCGAUCCAGUCAAAGUCACACGUCCGUCACCCGUCAUCUCGUCUCUCACCAACACAACGACGGCAACAGCGUCGCUCCCAAAAGCCUUUGGCAACAAUCCAUUCCCUCCCAAAGGAUGUCCUUCUCCACACUUUCCACUACCUCCAACCACCGCUUACCCAGAUUGCCCCUUCAUCAAAGUCCCUCCCACUCCCAACUCGUCUUGUCCACGUCAAGUCUGCAACGCGAUGUACCAUAGCAUUACCUAAGAAAGGCACUCGUUCCGUUCCAUGGGAAGUCCACCUCAGUAGUGUGUGCAAGCGCUGGCGAGAAGUGUCCUAUCAACUUCCUCAUGCAUGCAUAUUGGAUUUGGCAGCCUAUCUACCCUCUCAUCGACUUGUGCGGGUCUGUCUUUCAGAAAAGGGGUUAGACCGCGCUUACGACCUCUGGGCAAAUGACAUUGGGCGAAUGGCAGCGGUCAAAGGACUCAAUAUCCAUAUUCCUGGCGUAAGUGCUACUGGGGUAAAAUCAAUCUUGCGGAAGCGUGGGAGAUACGGAUUGGAAUACAUGCAGCUCAUCUUCAGACGGGGUGACUGGUUGGCGACUGGAGACGGCUUUGACGCAGAUAUGUUCCUAAAUGUGUUGCAAGAAGUCGCAGAUUGGUUGGAAUAUGUCAACAAUCAAGAAGCCGACCAUGGGAGUUCACCUUCUUUGGCCGUAAGCGACAUUCCGAUAAGAGGACUCUCAGAGCUUCGUCUUCACUCUUAUGCCACUGUUCGGACAAUGCCGCCGAAUCUCAUCAGUCGACUGGCAAUGCUGUGUGCGGGCCUAAAUAGCAGUAAAAUAACAGAAGCUGCUGAUGACAUGGACAGUCGAUGCGGUGUUCUCCUCAAUUAUGGAACCCAGUGUAUGCGUUGCAUCAAUUGCACGUCUCAUUCUGUGACCCAGAAAAAGGCUGUGACUGGACGAUCACGACCAUUUGAAGCGCUACUGUCAGAUUUCGAGAAUAGGCAUCGGAAAUCUGCAGCCGUUGGAUUGACCACCUUGUCGCUCAGAGGCAUCUAUUCCCCAUACGUGAUCACAGCCCAUGCAGUGGAUGUAUCAUCCCAUCCUGCGCACGUUUUUGCUCGAUACAAUCCAACGAUCAAAGCCCUGCAUCUAGAGACCGGGCCUUGCGACCUUGGUUUCCUGUCAGAGAGUUUGCCGUGGCUAGAGUCUCUGCAGAUAGGCGAUGUCGCUACAGCCCGAGGGAAUCUGAGCGGUUUUAAGGGCUUGGAGUGCUUAGAGUUGGGAAGAGAAGAGGCGCUCCCGUGGGUUCAGAAUGCCGGUGAAGGCGUGACUACCAGCCCAGAUGGGUAUGCGGCCGGUCGUCUUCUGCGAACCUUGUCCCCUUCCACUUGUGCGCGUUUGAAGUCCCUUCACGUCUGUCGUGCACCCCUUGCCGAUGUUAUGCAUAUAUUUGAGUCGGAUGAUAACGACGAUGAUAAUACCCUGCAUUCGGAUAUUAGAUCCUUUCAAUCCAUCUAUGUCACAACAAUUCCUCGUCUAACAGUUGCGAAUCUGGUAGUGAUACUCAAUUCGUCUCCUUUACUUGACAGCCUUCAUGUAUCAAUAGAUGAAAGCGCCUGUAUGAACGUCGAAGUCUUGAAGAGGGCUUUCCCUCCGGCCACCAAUUUGAGGAAAGUCGUGUUCAAGAUGGCCGAUGUGGAUUAUGCUAUGGCAUGUAGGAGGGGCCUGCUCAGGACAUUGGAAUAUGCGAAACCUAGAUGUAGGUUUGAGCUGCAGCAGGAUGUGGUGUGAAUCAUGUUUUUUGGUAUUACAAUAUGCAUUAGCAUCUGCGAUUGGUAGGGUAAGAUUCAGAAAUUCAAUAUAAAAUGUAUUGGGCAGCAGAGAAAUCUAUUAUAUUC